UGCUCGCACCGGAAGAGAAGGGGGCAGCUCUCUCAGCCAUCUUGUGGCAGCAUCCAGCGAUUCGGUCGCAUCAAGCCUCGUAGAAUCGGAGGUGAAUCCCGUCGAAGGGGCGCCAUCAUGCCCGGACACUUGCAGGAAGGCUUCGGCUGCGUCGUGACCAACAGGUUCGACCAGCUAUUGGACGACGAGUCCGACCCGUUCGAGAUCCUGAAAGCCGCUGAAAAUAAGAAGAAGGAGGCGGCCGCCGCUGGCUCUACGAAAACCGCGGCUCAAGCCGCAAAGCAGCCGAAGAAGGAGUCCCAGAAGGACAGGAAAAACCCACUGCUGGACAAAAAGGAGGAGUCUCAGGCGCCGGUUCCUCUGAAGAAAGAAGGAAUCAGGCGGGUGGGCAGAAGACCGGAGCAGCAGGGUCAGUCUGGAUCCCAGCACCAAGGCGGGCAGGGAGAAGGACGACCUGCAGACAAGAGGCCGGACCGGAGACCUCCCCGGGAACGGCGCUUCGAGAAGCCCGCUGAGGAGAAGACAGAGGGAGGCGCAGAUUUCCCUGUAGACAAGCCCUCUGGAGACAGGCCUCCGAGGGGACGUGGCGGCGGACGGGGGGGACGUGGCGGUAGAGGACGCGGCAUGGGCCGCGGCGAGGGCUUCGACUCUCGUGGGAAACGGGAAUUCGACAGGCACAGCGCCAACGACAAAUCUUCAAAAGGUGAGGAGAAGCGCGGCGGUUCUGGCUCGCACAACUGGGGCAAUGUGAAGGAUGAAGCCAGUGAAGCUGAACAGCCUGCUGCUCCUGAGCCGACUCCAGAGGGAGAGGAAAACGCACCGGCCGGUUCCGAGAACAAAGAGAACGAGGUUGAAGAGGUGAAACCGGAAGGCCCCAGAGAGAUGACACUGGACGAGUGGAAGGCCAUGCAGGACAAGGAGCGCACCAAGGUGGAGUUUAACAUCCGCAAGCCCAACGAAGGAGCCGACAGCCAAUGGAAGAAAGGAUACGUGCUGCACAAGUCCAAGAGUGAAGAUAGGCCUGUUGGAGCUUUGAUCGACACCUCGGAAACAGAACCAGAAUCCCAGACUCUUUACCAGAAGCAGGGCCCCGUCGACGAGUCCGCAGACCACCAUUUCCGCAAACCAGCCAACGACAUCACAUCCCAGCUGGAGAUCAACUUCGGAGACCUCGGCCGUCCUGGACGCGGGCGUGGCGGCGCUCGCGGAGGCAGGGGAGGCCGCGGCGGUGGAGGCAGCCGGACGGCGCGUGGGGGAGGACGUUCUGAAAAGGUGAAGACAAACAAAUCUCGCCUGGGAUGUUUAGUUGGAGUGAAGAUUUGUCCUGAUGGGUUUGGGGUGGUGGUGAUGUGA
This is a messenger RNA of Cyprinodon variegatus (sheepshead minnow), 1353 nucleotides long. Its product is annotated as plasminogen activator inhibitor 1 RNA-binding protein-like. The coding region runs from base 118 to 1353 and encodes 411 amino acids. Gene Ontology annotation, cellular component: cytoplasm; nucleus. The record is from RefSeq and is a predicted model, not a curated record. NCBI's taxonomy places the organism in Eukaryota, Metazoa, Chordata, Actinopteri, Cyprinodontiformes, Cyprinodontidae. The transcript has 9 exons. Gene Ontology annotation, molecular function: mRNA 3'-UTR binding.